Molecule: messenger RNA, 1554 nt
Organism: Arachis duranensis
Lineage: Eukaryota; Viridiplantae; Streptophyta; Magnoliopsida; Fabales; Fabaceae
Exons: 1
Coding region: 1-1554 (517 amino acids)
Source: RefSeq, a predicted model, not a curated record
AUGCGUGACGAUGAAUCUGAAGAGGAGCCUGUUGAUAUCGAUGGUGACAGCGACGAAAACACAGGCGGCGAUCCAGAUGCGCAACAUCGGCCUUCGAGUUCUGCUUCUCAUCAAUACCCUCCACACUUCUCGACACUAAACUUGGAAGCUCUUGGUCAACAGGAAGACAGUGGUAACAGAGUGGGUAGAUCUUCUACAGAAUUUGAGAUUGGGCAAUCGUUCCAGAGUAAAGAAGAAGUUGUGCUCAGUGUGAAGGACUAUAGCAUCCGGCGAGGUGUUGAGUACAGAGUCAUCGAAUCGGAUCAUUUGAAGUAUCAUGGAAAAUGCAAGGAAUUCGGCAAGGGUUGCACUUGGUUGAUUCGAGUAGCGCUUCGUGCACGAAAGGGAACUUGGGAGGUCAGGAGGUACAACGGGCCACACACGUGCCUCGCAACUUCUAUUUCAAGUGAUCACCGUCAGCUGGAUUAUAACGUUAUAUGUGCGAGGAUUCUUCCUAUGGUUAGGGCGGAUGCUGCGGUUACGGUAAAGGUACUUCAACAAGCGACAGAAGCUGAUUACGGUUUCAGGCCUAGUUACAGGAAGGUCUGGUUGGCUAAGCAGAAGGCAGUGGCACAAAUAUAUGGAGAUUGGGAAGAGUCUUACGCGGAGUUGCCCCGUUGGAUGCUAGGGAUCCAGGCAACAAUGCCGGGAACAAUCACGGUGCUGAAGACGUCUCCGGUUCAGAUUGGUGGUGCGGUUGAUGAGUCGACGGUGUACUUUCACCGACUUUUCUGGACAUUUCCACCCUGUAUCGAGGCAUUCCGGCAUUGCAAGCCACUCGUCAGUAUUGAUGGUACCCACUUGUAUGGGAAGUAUGGAGGGACGCUCCUGUUGGCGAUAGCUCAGGACGGAAACUCCAACAUCCUGCCGAUAGCAUUCGCCCUUGUAGAGGGGGAAAAUGCAGAGUCGUGGUCAUUCUUCUUGUCCAACCUCCGAGAGCAUGUGACUCCUCAGGAGGGUAUCCUAGUUAUCUCAGAUAGGCAUAAUGGGAUCAAGGCGGCCCUUGAGGCACCUGAGACUGGAUGGCUGCCUCCUUGUGCUUUCCGGGCCUACUGUAUAAGGCAUGUGGCAGCGAAUUUCGCCCUAACGUUCAAAGGUAAGGACUCAAGGAGGUUACUGGUCAAUGCUGCCUACGCCAAGACUGAGGGUGAGUUUUACUACUGGUUCGACAUCAUGCGGACUGAGAAUCCAGCAAUGUGUGACUGGGCCAACCGUAUGGCGUAUGACAAAUGGACCCAACAUGAGGAUGCUGGUCGACGGUUCGGGCACAUGACCACAAACAUCAGUGAAUGUGUGAACUCCGUGCUAAAGGGUACUCGCAACCUCCCGGUUACAUCGUUGGUUAAGUCAACCUACGGGAGGCUUGCUCAGCUAUUUGUGGUCCGGGGACAGACAGCAGAGGCACAACUCGGAUCCGGCCAUGAAUUCUGUCAGGCAUUGGUCAAGGCUAUUGAGCGGAACCUUAGAGACUCACUAUUGAUCGGAACCUUAGAGACUCCAGGUGCUUUACUGUGA